This is a messenger RNA of Xyrauchen texanus (razorback sucker), 1882 nucleotides long. Its product is annotated as protein FAM133-like. Bases 126 to 896 code for a protein of 256 amino acids. The record is from RefSeq and is a predicted model, not a curated record. Lineage: Eukaryota; Metazoa; Chordata; Actinopteri; Cypriniformes; Catostomidae. The transcript is spliced from 11 exons.
CGAGGAACCACAGGGUGGCACAUUAAAGUUGUGUACUAAGGAGCUAACGCAUGCGACUGAAACAUGUAAACUAAAGGCGGAUUUUCUUGAUGUUGGCCUACAGGAUUUAGGCAAUAUCUACAGAAAUGGGGAAGCGAGAUAACAGAGUGUCUUACGUAAACCCGAUAGCUGCUGCCAGAGCCCGAGGACCUGCACCCAGCUCAGGUCCCACCAUUCAGGAUUAUCUCAGCAGACCAAGACCAUCAUGGGAGGAGGUAAAAGAACAGCUGGAAAAGAAAAAGAAGGGCUCCAGAGCCCUAGCUGAUUUUGAGGACAAAAUGAAUGAGCGGUGGAAGAAGGAAUUGGAGAAAAACAGAGAGAAAGUACUGGGUGGAGCUGACAAGAAAGAAAAAGAGAAAGAAAAGGAGAAGGACAAGAAAGAAAAAGAGAAAGAAAAGGAGAAGGACAAGAAAGAGGAAAAAAAAAGAAGGAGAGAAAAAAGACCAACAGGUUCCUCCUCAGAAUCUGAAGAUAAUGCAAGUCAUUAUGAUGAGAAGAAAACCAUGAAAAAGAAGAAAAAGAGGAGAAAAUCAUCCAGGAAACCAUCUGAUGAGUUUGAAUCGGAGUCAGAAACUGAUAGCAGGGAGUCAUCCAAGAAAAAGAGGAAGAAACUCAGGGAGGAUGGAGAGAAAGAUAAGGAUGAAAAACACAGUGGAAGAAAGAGGAAAGCUGAGAGGAGUCACUCUGUGUCCUCCAAUGAACCCUCAGAUAUAGACAGAGAUGCUGAGUCCAAAAAGAAGAAACUCUGUAGUGAAGAAAAGGAGAAAAUUACAGACAAAUUCAAGAAGAAAAAGAAAAAGAAGCAUAAGAAGCACAGCAAAAAGAAAAAGAAGACUUCUGGAUCUGAGUUGGACUAAAGGGCUUGUGUGGGAUUCUCCACACCAGGCAGCUGGAAUACUGAGUGGGAAUUGAGACGGAAUUCUUGCCAGACUGUGUGGGAAAACCCAUUAGAUAUAUGUACAAGUGACUCUUAAAGCGUGUGCUUCUUAGCACCGUGUGGCCAACCUGGAUGAGAGGAUUAUGUGGAGGGCGAGUUGUGGGGGAGUUUAUUUGUGUGUGUGUGUGUGUGUGUGUGUUUUUUUUUUUUUUUUUUGUUUUUUUUUUGAUGAUUGGAUGAUGAGCAGAUGAUUCUCUGUCCAAAUAAAGGUCAUUUAUACCACUGGUGGCCCUGUGUGGUACAAUAUGCUUGUUCUGAUGUGGAGCUGCAUAAGUACUGGUUUACAGUUUGUGGAGGUUGGCGAUUGGCAUUAAAGAUUUUUAGAAAUUGGUUGCUUCUCAAAAAGCUGACAAAGGUUGUCUGUCUGAUGUCAGACUGCACCAAAGAUGUCUUUAAACAAGCUUUAUUCCUGUUUAUCACCUUUACUUGAAAAAAUUAUAUUAAGUACCCAUUUCUAAAACACAAUGUCUUAAUCAGAACUUGGGGGAAAAUUAAAUCUAAAUUUAUGUUAGACCCAGAAUAUGAAUUCAAGAUUCAAAACAACUUAAUCAAUUGAUAGCAUUUGUGGCAUAAUGAUGAUUCCCACAAAAAUGUAUUUUGGCAUUCUUAAAAAAAAAAAAAAAUUGAGGUUAUAGUGUGGUAUUCAAUGGAAGUGAAUGGGGCCAAUUUUCUGAGGGUUUAAAGGCAGAAAUGUGAAGCUUGAGUAUUUGUACAAACUGACAGCUAGAAUGCCAAGAAUCUGCAAAGCUGUCUUUGCUGCACAUGGAGGAUGAUUUGAUGAGAACUCCUUGAAAUUGGUUAAGUUGUUAUGAAAUUGUAAUAGUACAUUUUCAUGUUAUUAAUUCCCGGACUAUACAUGGUGAUCAGUUGAAUGCCACUUUGAUGAAUAAAAGUACACAUUUCUUU